Athene cunicularia (burrowing owl) is the source of this 1482-nucleotide messenger RNA. RefSeq names its product N-terminal EF-hand calcium binding protein 1 (gene NECAB1). The coding region runs from base 294 to 1121 and encodes 275 amino acids. Lineage: Eukaryota; Metazoa; Chordata; Aves; Strigiformes; Strigidae. The record is from RefSeq and is a predicted model, not a curated record. Gene Ontology annotation, cellular component: cytoplasm. Gene Ontology annotation, molecular function: calcium ion binding. The transcript has 12 exons. Gene Ontology annotation, biological process: regulation of amyloid precursor protein biosynthetic process.
UCUUGAAGGUCAAAAGACCACUGGACAUUACCACAAUGACAGCCCUUGCUGUCCCUGCCCGCCAGACCAGGAGCCAGUGGACCUGAAACUUUGGUUUGGGCAUGUAUCCAUCUGUGAAGCGUCCUCUGCUUAACAGAGUGCUUGGACCAUUUCUUAGGGGGGUACCAUUUGAUUCGUGCCGCCUUGGCUGUGGCUGAUAUUAAGAAGAGCAGACAAGAAUGAUGACGGAAAACUGUCCUUUGAUGAAUUCAAAGCUUACUUUGCUGAUGGAGUUCUGAGUGGAGAAGAACUGCAUGAACUUUUUCACACCAUUGAUACACACAAUACUGAAAUAUUUUUCCCAGCACUUAGGAGAGUAUAAAAAUGUCCUAUCUGUCUUGGAAGACUUAAACAUAACUGUACUGAGAGCAAUGGACAAAACAAAGAAAGACUAUCAGGAAGCUUCUAAUUUGGAGCAGUUUGUGACUCGCUUUCUUUUGAAGGAAACACUGAACCAGCUUCAGUCCCUCCAGAGCAGCCUGGAGUGUGCCAUGGAAACCACAGAGGAGCAGACUCGGCAGGAGAGACAAGAUCCAGAAAAACCAGAAAUGCCCUCAAUUCAAUGGCCAGGAAAACGCUCAACUCGAAGGCUUCAGAGGAACAACAGCCUGUCACCAAAUAGCCCUCAUUUUAGCACAGGUUGGAUUGAGGAAGACAGCCAGUGGAUGACCCAGAUAAACAGACUCCAAAAACUGAUUGACAGGCUGGAAAAGAAGGACCUGAAGCUUGAGCCAUUUGAAGAGGAAGUUUUGGAAGAAAAUGCAAGAUCUCACAUAAUGAUUGUUCAACGUCAAAUGUCUGUGAUAGAAGGAGAAAUCAAGGAAUUCCAGCUUGCUCUGAAGCAGUACGUGGAAUCUGCUUCUACUCAGGGUGGCUGCUUGCACGUUUCCAUACAGAAGCUUCCAAGUGAUUCCCGCUUCAUUGUUUAUGAGUUCUGGGAGAACAGCAAUGUCUGGAAUAGCCACCUUCAAAUGAAUUACAGCAAGACAUUUCAAAGAAGUAACGUGGACUUCUUGGAAACUCCAGAGCUCAUCACUACAAUGCUAGUCCCUGCAUCGUGGUGGGUCCUCAAUAACAACUAGAAGCUGUGGUUCCAAGUAACGCUGAUGUUGCAUUGUUUUUAAUUACAUUCAGUAACAGAGCAGUGUACAUGUGUGCUGGGUUAUGAAUUUAUGAUGUAAUACUGUUUAUUAUGGAUGUGAUCUUCUCCACUUUAAAAUACAGAAAACUGCACAUUUAUUACCUUCUCUUCUUGUGACAAGUUCAGUGAAAUGAUGCAUUCUAAAAGCUGAAGUAAGACCAUUAUGGUUAACUGUUUAUUGUGUAUAUUCAGUCCAGACUGUCACAGAAAAGUGUGUCUUGAUUGGUAUUAUGACUAAAUAUUUGUGAAAAGUUUUAGUCUUACAUUAAUAAACAACUGUGACUUAAACUUAAUGCUGCCGU